UUAGAAAUGUGAUUUCUUCAAUUAUUUAAAUAAAAGAUCAGGAUAUUUAUGCAGACUAGUACGAUUGUAAAAAGCUUUUAUUCCUGUAGCUCAUUUCAAUAAUAGUUUUACAUACGUGUUACGGUGUUUAUGUAACAUACAUUAUAUUUUUACGUUUCCAGGUAACUUCAUCAUGAAAAAUGAGAAAUGGAACUUUCUAUGUUUUUUACCAUAUAGUAACGGGCUACAUUGAUCAAUUUUUCAAAGGUUAUGCCUCUGAUAAUUUCAUAUUGUAAUCAUAAAUUUGUAUUUUUUAUAUAUUAGUGCUGCGCCAUUUAUCGGACAAUAGCUAAAAAUAAUUUUAGUGCAAUCAUUGUAUAUAGACUAACCGAAAAGAUCCAUGGAAGACAGUUCCUGGCAGGAAUCAUCCCGCUGUCUUCGGAUAAGGUGUUGUAGGACAAAUAUGUAACGUUUGUCGGUAAGUAAGUAUCAUUUUCAAAGAUUGGAAACUCCACUUCCGGGUCUUUAUGCCUAACUGAGGUAGAUAAAACAUCAGACAUGAAAAAUGGCUUUGGCACUGAUUAGGAUUAGUCAACUUUCAAUGAUUUUUUCAGUGAUGGUCGCUCACAAACAUAUCGUGAACCCGAAGCAGCCUCCGAAUGAAGUGUCUCCUGAUACUUUGGUCACUGCACUAGUAGAUAAAAUCGAUUUCACAGACUUCACACCGAAGCCUCAAGAGGGCAUUAGGAUCUCCGGCCACGUCAGUUGGGUUGGCAACUCUUCGCUGGAAGUUGUGGUGUGGUUGGAACUACGAAUGCACGGAACCUGGAAUCCUGUCACUAGGGCUUUGUUUUUACUGGCGGCCAGGGAUUCUUAUAACAGUAAAUCGGCAGUGGUGAACGCUGUUCAACCGGCGAAUGACAGGGAAAUACAGAUUCUGUUUGGAGGUGAAGAUAGGAAACAGAGGUGGGUCAAGUUACAGCAAAAGCAUGUAUUGAAGGUAAUCCCGGACAGUGAAGAACAGAAGAUCAUCCAUGACAUCUUCUUGAGGACAGUUAACAAUGAAAUCAGUCAACGAAACAAGGUUCUUCCUCCGGGUUGCGUAUGGAUGAACUCUGCGUCGAUCUCAAAUGUAGUAUUCUCCCAUCCCGAAGAACGUAAUAUGCAUAAUACCGUGUUUGGAGGAUUCAUCAUGGCUCAAGCUGAGGAAUUGAGUUGGGUUUUGGGCUACAUGUUCAGCAAAUAUCGUCCCUGUCUCAAGAGUAUCAGCGACAUCCAGUUUCAACGGCCCAUCGCUGUCAGUUCUCUAAUUCAAAUGCAUACCCAAGUUGUCUACACGCAGAUAAACUACAUCCAGAUAUUGGUGCAGGUGGAGACUUAUAAUCCCAUCACGGGAAAGAACGAUUCCACCAACACCUUCCAUUUCACGUAUCAGGUCCCGGAAAUGGUCAACGAGGUCUUCCCGAUGACCUACCAUGAAGCAAUGAUGUACAUCCACGGCAGGAGAUAUUUUCAGGACGUCAUGAAGAAAUCCCCCGGUAUUUUUUCUAACAAAUUGUGAUCUUAGGAAUAUUUUUUCAAGUAUUAAGCCAUUUUAUGUUGUUUUUAGAUUGAAUGGGAACCAUUGUUACUGAGCUACAAGUAUUUUAAGCACAACUACCUCUCUGCCUUCCAUUAGCUGUUUGAUUUUAUCUGUUGAGGUCCCACAAUUAUAUUUUUUUGUAAUUUUUAUGUUCAAAGGUGAAUUAGUGAUUAUAUGUUGUUAUAAUUUACAAUUUAGUGAGGUCAUUGUAUGUGUGUAUCAGCUCUGGAGUUUAAAAUUUGUAGAUAAAAUAAAUAAAUAAUUUCAAAACUA
Leptinotarsa decemlineata (Colorado potato beetle) is the source of this 1834-nucleotide messenger RNA. Its product is annotated as acyl-coenzyme A thioesterase 9, mitochondrial. The record is from RefSeq and is a predicted model, not a curated record. Gene Ontology annotation, molecular function: fatty acyl-CoA hydrolase activity. Lineage: Eukaryota; Metazoa; Arthropoda; Insecta; Coleoptera; Chrysomelidae. Gene Ontology annotation, cellular component: mitochondrion. Gene Ontology annotation, biological process: acyl-CoA metabolic process.